GUUUGAAAGAAUCAGAAGCUACAACAUUCAAAGCAAUGAUCAUAAAAAAUUUCGAAUACUUGGUCAACCAGAUUGCUGAUCAAUCCCAAAGAUCAAAAGUUCUUCAAGUGCCACUUAAAAGUCAAGAACAUAUUUGAUAUCACUCAUUUAUCACAUGAAACUAAUUUUAAGGUCAAACUAAAUCAAAAUUAUAUUUUUAGCUUCCGUUGUUGAUAUUUUCUAAGGUCUUCGAUAAGGAUCAAGUAGCAAAGAAAAUUCCAGGUUUAAUUAAAAAGCUAUAAAAAUAUCAAUUGAUAAGAUAAAAGAAUUGGCAAGUCAGUAAAAUACGCAAAAUGUCUCACGAGCAGUUUACGCUCGAUUGUUGCUUGUUAUCAGCUACAAUAAUAAAUUUCGGUGUCUUUAAUUAAGACUUUGGAAUUUUCUAUUGUGUGAUCACAACAAAAACAUGUCGUGUGCUUAUCAGAUCUAAUACCUUAAAGUAAGUAGUUGUUUGAUAAGAAACAAAAUUGGCAACAAACAAAAUAUUAAUGGAUAUUUCAUCAUGGCAGGAAAUGAAUUGUUUCCGCAAACUUAGUUUUUGGAUGAUUGAUCGAUGUCAGGUGAUGAAAUCAAGGACUGAUAGAAGGACCUAAACAAUGAAAGACAUAUAGACAAGUAUACAGUGUAAGGACCUGACAGCCAUAGUGCCAGACAACAAAAAACUCAGUCCAAAAAACUACCAAACAACCAGAAAACCGAAAAACCAGACAUCCAUACAACCAAACUGUAGAACUAUCGACAAACAUUAUCCUACUAGUCCACCCCACGUCGUCAAAAGUAUUAUUCCUCAUGGCACACAUUCCAACAAAUUGUUUGAGUUUAGCGAUAAAAGUUAUUUUAAUGUGUUUACUGUUCAAGGCUUAAUACUUGACUUUGAAGUCUUUCGUAGGUCGUUUUUCCAAGAAAAAGAGAUCAUUUACCGUAAAAAAUAACUGAUAAGGUUAAAAAACCACAACUUUAUACAACCACAAAAGUCUCGAAUCAUCAAACAUUUCCAAUAUUGUGAACAACAUCAACGCCUCAUUUUCUAAUUUUACUCAACCUUUUUCAUCCAUUUUAAGUAAAACUAUCAUGAUUCACAGCCAAUAAAGCCCUCACAAGCCCUUUAAAGCGUUAUCUAAAAUGAAAAAUACAUCAAACUAUUUAAACGAAAUCAACCAAUUGUCAUCGAGUCCUACACUUGAACUUGUCUUAUCAGCAAACAUUUUAAACUAUUUUCAAAUUAGACCGCUUGGUAGACUUAAUGCAUCACCUAGGAGUGAUUGUUUAGGAGUCCCAAACGGAGCACAACUGCCACACCCUGUUAACUGCAAUCAAUUCAUUCUUUGUGAGAACAAUAUCGGAUUGACACUCACUUGCAGAUCAAGUCAUCCACAUUUUGACAGAUGCAGUGGACGAUGUGUUGAUGAUAUUUUGGUUUGCAUGAUUACCGAUUGCAAUGGAGCUCCAACUCCACCUCCAACUCCAACUGACCCACCAACUGACCCUCCAGUCACGCAACCACCAACAACUCCAGAAAUACCGACAGUAUCAACAGAAGGGGUAACAAUAGAGCCAGAACCAACGACAACAACGCGUUUUGUUGUUCCAACUGUGCCUUAA
Molecule: messenger RNA, 1641 nt
Organism: Chironomus riparius
Lineage: Eukaryota; Metazoa; Arthropoda; Insecta; Diptera; Chironomidae
Source: the annotation of a GenBank genome assembly